AUGAUGCAAGACUUCAAGAACAAAGCGUUUGGAAUAUGCGGAAACAUUUCGUACGAUGCCAACAAGAAAUUUAUUAUCAAAAAAAUAUCGUCCUUACGGUCAUCUUUCCGACGCCAGAUAAGGCGAAUUAAUAGUUCAAAGAGAAGUGGGGUGGGAACAGAAGAUGUACCAGAACCUACAUUGUGGUAUUUUGAUCUAUUGUCUUUCCUGAUGGAUCAAGAAGAGUCUCGUGCAGCGGUUUCUUCGAUAGAAGGAAAUAACCUAGAUGACCAAUCACAGGCCUCAGAAACCGAUGCAUACACAAAACAUUCUGAUCAAGAUUUAGAUUCAUCAUCAGUUUUAUCGCCUGAAGCUCCUCAAAGUGCAACACCAAGUUCCCGUAACAAGCGAACUCUCAACUGCACAACUUGGACACAAAAGAAAAAUAAAUUUUUGGAUGCUUCCAUAAAAGUAUUGGAAACUCCGCAACAGGAUGUUCUUGAACCACAAGAAAUAACAUUUGGCAAAAAUACUGGUCAACAAUUACAGGAUAUUGCAGUUGGACAGAAGAUAAUAGCCCAAAAACUGAUUUCGGAUGUGCUAUACCAUGCAAAAUUGGGAAAUCUCACACAUUCUCUACCAACCACCAUCAUAUCAAAGUGCCCCAUGCGUUCCGCAAGCACAAAUAUUUCAAAACUCAUGCUCCAGGUAUACAACAUCCAUUAA
Messenger RNA from Acanthoscelides obtectus, 705 nucleotides. The record is from the annotation of a GenBank genome assembly. NCBI's taxonomy places the organism in Eukaryota, Metazoa, Arthropoda, Insecta, Coleoptera, Chrysomelidae.